Molecule: messenger RNA, 465 nt
Organism: Acanthosepion pharaonis
Lineage: Eukaryota; Metazoa; Mollusca; Cephalopoda; Sepiida; Sepiidae
Source: the annotation of a GenBank genome assembly
AUGCUCUUCUGUCAGUUUUUAAUUUAUUUCUCUAAUAUCCACUCUUACUAUCUCUCUCACUUUCUUUCUCUUUCAUUCCCUCUCUAUCUAUCUAUCUAUCUAUCUAUCUAUCUAUCUAUCUAUCUAUCUCUCUAUCUAUCUCUCUCUCUCUCUCUCUCUAUAUAUAUAUAUAUAUAUAUAUAUAUAUAUAUAUAUAUAUAUAUAGUUAUCCUAUCUAUUUUUGAGGAUUAUUUUCAUAUCUAUCUAUCUAUCUAUCUAUCUAUCUAUCUAUCUAUCUAUCUUAGUCUUCUAUCUAUCUACUAUCUAUCUAUCUAUCUAUCUAUCUAUCUAUCUAUUUACAAUCUUUUCAUACCUAUCUCUAUAUGGGCAUCUCGUCUUAAUCCUUUUCCUUCUUUUCAUUUACUGUUUCAACAGAGUAUUUACUACCUGGACAAAGAAAUAAAUUCUCAAUUUCAAUCCCACUAA